CUGUUCAGAGCGAAAGGAGCACGCGGUGCCUUCGGUCGUGAGUCGCGCCAGCUAAAACGCAUUUUUUUUUCUUCUGUUCAUUCGUUUGGUCUCGCUGUUCGUGCGUGCGAGUGAGUGAGUGUGUUUGUACGUGUCCAGCGCGGCGGCAGCAGCGGCUUAAUUUAAAUUUCCAACCUUAGUUGUGUUCGAGAAACGUGACGCGAAGGAUGCUCUCCGAGGACCAGCGAGAAAGCAAGCAAGAAUCGGUUGGUCAGUGGCAAGUGUUGUGAGCCAAGUCGGAAAGAUUAGCGAGUUGUUAGGCGGCGAACAAAAGAACGACGUCAAAACCGCUAACGCUCAAACAAUAGGCCGACUCGGCUUAGAUCGGGCGCGCGCGCGUUUGUCGUGAACAUCCAAGUAGCCGGUGCGAUCUUCGCGAUCUAUUGUUCUCUCGGAUUAGCCGCUGAUCGCGUUCGUGCUCGCCACUUGGCGAAAAGUGACAGGUGUGAGGGCACGGAAAAAAAAUCAAGGGGUUACAAACUCCGAGAAAGUGACACAAAAAAUAAUUUAAAAGUCUCCAAAGGAUUAUCCCCUCGGUCAGAGUCUGCAGUGUCGGUGCCAAACAAACAAGAUAUCGCGCUCCUUAAGGGCCAUCGGCCGCGGAGGACGUGAGGUUUCGGCGGAAAUUUCGCCGCAAGGACGCAAAGAAGAAGGAAAAAUUAGUGGUUGGAAACUCUGGCGCACUGAAAAAAAAAAAUUAACACAAGAUUUUUGCACGAAUCCUCGUGGCGCGAACCGGUCACAGGUUCUCCACCAAAAAGUGUGUGUUUUUUUCUGCUGUAUGUGUCCCCCCCUCAAAAGUGUGUGUUAAGUAAAUUGGUGCUCCCUACACGUGCUACCCUGUAGAAAAACAUAAAAAAAAACCAGCAAAUUUUUGACCAGCUCAAGGCGCCUAGGCCGCCCCGCAAGUCCAACCGGCACGACGGCCGCAGCAGUGGCACCCCCGGCCGCAAUCCUGCAGCACCAGCCCGCGACGACGACGUCCGCCACGUCGCCACUUGUCCCGCAUCACCCCCACUCCCACAACAUCCUGCAGCCCCACCACCACCACCAUCAGCAGCCACCGCCGCCGCCGCCCCCGCGUGCCGCUGCAGCAGGCUGGGAUUGUAAUUUAUACUCCCGCACCACGACGCACUUCAAGAUGAUGAUGGCGACGAAGGGCAAGCGGCCGCUGCGCCACUUGACCGCCACCGACAAGAUCGACGCCAUCCAGCGGAUCCACGACGGCGAGUCGAAGGCCUCGGUCGCGCGGGACAUUGGCGUGCCCGAGUCGACGCUUCGCGGCUGGUGCAAAAACGAGGAGAAGCUGCGCUACAUGAGCCGACAGUCGGCGGAGAACGCGGACAAGUUGACGAGUGAGGCCACGGCGGCGGCGCUGACGGCGGUCGCCGCGGCGGAGCUGUUCAAUGGGCCACCGGAGAAGCGGAUGAAGCUGGAGCAGGGGCUGUUUGGGAAGAAGUAUGAUGAGAGCUUUUACAAGAGUCCGAGGGGGAUGAACGGGCUGGAUUUGAGCGGGGGCGGGGAUAAGGGGCUGGGGGUGAGCGGGGGUGAUAUCAUUAUGAAUGGGCUGCACGGGGCGGAUUUUAGCGCGUUUGCGAAGACGGCGGCGGAGAUAUCGGCGAUGGGGAAGGCGAAGGACCGGUACGGAGCGGAUUUGAGCCGGAAUGGAGGUGGGGAUCCGGGGAAGGCGGAACUGUCGAUGGCGGCGAUAUCGCCGUUGACCAGCUUAAGUCACCUUUCGGGGAUGGGCGGGCUGGCGCAGAGUCCGCUGGCGUUGAGUUUCAACGAGAUUGCGACAAACUUGAACUUGAUAGCGCAGUUGAACAACAAUCACAAUUUGGCGACGAUGUCGAACUUGGGCGGAUUGACGGCGGCGCAGUCGUUGAGGAAUGCUAGACCUAAGGGGAAUGCUAGUCAGAGUCCACGGGCGAGUUUGCCGGAUUCGUCGGGGAGUGGCGGUGGAACUCCCGGGGACAAGUCGACACCGUCGUUGACGGUGCGAAAUUUGGCGAAAUUGCAGCAGAAAACGUCGAGCGAACUUCAGAACAACGGUCGUGACCCAAACGCCCCCGUCGACGAAGCGCUCUGGUACUGGCUCAAGUCCCAACAAGCCAUGCUCGGGUUGAACAAUCUGUACUCGCAGAUGCCCCGUCCGUCGAGUCCGCAGCAACCGCAGUCAACGCCACCGACGACAACGACGACCCAGCAGCAGCAACCGCAGAGUUCAACGCCACCGACCGCGACUCCACCGAUCGUGUCCACCCCGCAGCCAACGCCGCCCUCGUCCGCACCCUCGCUCACGCCCGAGGAUACCAAGAACUCGUCCUGGUUCUGGCAGUGGUACAAAACGUUCGGCGCCUCGCUCAUGCCCGGCGACAAGUCCUGCAACAACAACUCGAUCAACGCCACCAACGCCAACAACUCCAAGUACGAGAACAUCCUCUACUCACAGCUCACCAAAGGUCAAUCUCCGCCGACCACGGCCGACUCGCUCAACAACAACGCUCAACCCAUCAACCUGAACAUCAGCUCAAACGGCGUCGUCGAUCAUCUCAAGUCCGAGCCGGAAGAUCUCUCCACGACCACCAACCCGUCGAUGCUCCCGCCGGAAGACCACACCCGCUUCAACCCGAGCCCAUCCACAAGCAUCAAGUCCGAGCUGAAGCCCGAAGUCGACGAGGACGAAGACGAAGACGACGAGGUCGCCAAGUGCAACGGCGCCAACACCGCCGUCAAGCAGGUCCUGGACAACCUCCUGUACAGCCAAAGCAGUCCCGGCCCGGUCGCCACCGCCCCCUCCCCCCUCUCGCCCUCAAGCUCAACGCACGAAAACGGGCACGCCACUCCGACGCCCCUGGCGGACGACCUCAAGAGCACCUGCUCGGAGGACACCGACCUGAAGAGUUCCGCCGAGGCGGUCGAGCAUGGUGAAAAGUUCCUCAAGUGGCUGGAGGCGUGCAGCGAUCCGAACGUGACGGCGAUGCAGGUCAUGCAGUUCAAGUAUCUGCUCAACAGCAUCAAGCUGAGCGCGGAGCGGCAGAACGGAGGUGGAGAGGAGCGAACACGGCGGCGGAGAAAGUAAGAAGUUCUCGCUCUUUUUUUCCUGUAAAUAGUCCAGUCCUAAAUCAAAAUCAGCUGAACGCGAAAAGAUAUCAUUAGCACAGAGCAGUAGAGACGAACAGCAGCAACUCCCUAACGAAAUAAGUAGUUAAAUUUUUGCCCCAUUUUUUAUGAAGUCUAUUAUUUUUGUUUUUACCUCUAUAUAUUUCAUUAUUUGAUAUAUAUAUUAUAUUGCCGAAAGCAGAAAAGAUUGCUAUUUAUCAAACACAAACUAAACUCUGACACUCUCGUCCGUGUAAAUAAAAGUCGCCCCUCGUUUUUUUUGUCGAAGAAAAAAAACCUCCACUCAAGAGAGAAGAAGAAACAUGCCAAAUGUACAAGUUAUCGAAAAACUAUUAAACCCGCGUAAUACUUGCUCUAGGAAAGCAACAUUAGAAAGGAAAUCCCCCCCGUAAAUGUAAGAAGAUCCAAACACAGAAGAGAAACGAAAUUUGUGAAAAACUAUGUAAGCGAAAAAAAAUCACAUAAAAAAAAAAAUGCCCAAACUAACAACAAACACACACAAAAAAGAAAACAAGUGAAACACAGAUCUCGUUUAUUUGUUAAUUAAAAGCGCAGCUCAAACAAAAAAUGGUGUGACGAAAUGAAAUCAAAUACUCAAAACAGUCCAAAGAAUAAACAUUCACACACACACACACCCACACAAACACAACUAUUUUAUGUCUCUCAAACACGUUUAGGAAAAUGAUACAGGAAAAAUCGAAACAAACAAACACAAGAAAUCUAAACAUUCCCCCCGGGGCGCGUUUCCGGAAGCGAAGCGAACCAAAGCUCAGAAGAAAAACAGACAAAAUCAAUGUGAUUAUCUAAAUAUUCCUAACAAAAGAAAAAAAAAACAAGAUGAGCGAAACGUGAGCAAAA
Molecule: messenger RNA, 4020 nt
Organism: Culex quinquefasciatus (southern house mosquito)
Lineage: Eukaryota; Metazoa; Arthropoda; Insecta; Diptera; Culicidae
Product: protein distal antenna
Exons: 3
Coding region: 1181-3121 (646 amino acids)
Molecular function (GO): DNA binding
Source: RefSeq, a predicted model, not a curated record